Molecule: messenger RNA, 1188 nt
Organism: Thyridium curvatum
Lineage: Eukaryota; Fungi; Ascomycota; Sordariomycetes; Thyridiales; Thyridiaceae
Exons: 1
Coding region: 1-1188 (395 amino acids)
Biological process (GO): microtubule-based movement
Cellular component (GO): spindle; centrosome; kinesin complex
Molecular function (GO): ATP binding; ATP hydrolysis activity; microtubule binding
Source: RefSeq, a predicted model, not a curated record
AUGGAAGGGUUUUAUCUUGAAAACACGCCGUUGUACGAGGCACUGGUGAACAAUUUCGAACCACGACCCCGCCCCCGAUCGGGAGCCACCGGAACCCCCUCCAUGGUUGUCAGCGUGAGGAUACGGCCGUUUCUCGACCAAGACGUGACAGCAGGCUUCCCGUGCGCAUCCUAUCCUCGCACAAAUCAAGCUGGUGUAUUGGACAUCCACGACCUUUACCACCAUCCCAAAGGCCGGCCUGUUCUCAAGUCUUACAGCUAUCAGGUUGACAACCUCUUUGGGCCCGAGACGACAGAGCAAGAGAUCUACAAUAGCCACAUGGAUGAUUUGGUGUCUCUGGCGCGGAACGGAGGGUGCGGCACCAUUUUUGCUUAUGGCCAGACAGGCUCUGGCAAGACCUACACCAUCAGUCGGCUCGAGCAGCUAGUGGUGGAGUCCUUGGUUGAGAAAGGCGCAUCUGAGGAACGCCAAGUCUUCUUGACCAUCAUCGAGCUGGCUGGCAAUCAGGGCUACGACUUGCUCAGCGAUCGCAAGCCCAUCUCACUGCUGGACAACGCGGCCGGUGUCACCCAGCUUGGUGCAGAGGAGCAUGUCGUUCAGGGACGGGACGAGAUGAUGGACGCGAUCGAGCGAGCCACAUCCUUCCGCAGGACAAAGCCGACGCUGAAGAACGACGCGUCGUCGCGGUCUCACAGUAUCUGUCGUUUUCGCAUUCUCGACACGCAGUCAGGCACAAGCGGAUUCCUCUACCUUAUCGACUUGGCGGGCUCCGAGGCAGCGCGCGAUGUCGCGGUACAUGGGCCCGAACGCAUGCGCGAGACGCGCGAGAUCAAUGUCAGUCUGUCGGCGCUCAAGGACUGCAUGCGAGGGAAGGCAAAAUACGACGCUCUCGCAUCAACUACGUCGGAAUCUGGCACCGACGGGAAGCAGAAAAAGCCUCCUUACCUGCCAUUUCGCCAGAGCGCGUUAACGCGUGUCUUGAAACAUGCUCUGGACCCCUCUGUCGACGGUUCCAAGACCAGGACCAUGGUUAUUGCCUGCGUCAAUCCUGGACUGGCCGAUGUGCCGAUGACGCGAAACACGCUGAGCUAUGCGGAGAUGCUGUGCGGGACGACGCCUUCUCCUGUGGUGACUACCGUUGCCAGUAGCCGGGUUAUUAGCAGUGUCAACGCAAGCAAGCGUCGGUGA